Messenger RNA from Funneliformis geosporum, 725 nucleotides. Lineage: Eukaryota; Fungi; Glomeromycota; Glomeromycetes; Glomerales; Glomeraceae. The record is from the annotation of a GenBank genome assembly.
AUGAGUUAAUUCACAUGACAAGAUUUAGUAGUCAGAAACAGAUUGCUGAUUUGAUGGAAAAUAUUGCGAAAGAUUCUAAUCCAUUAAAUGUAUAUAGAUAUCUAAUAAAAACCCCUAUCAUUUUACAUUCUAUAAUUAAAUGGAUCCCAUUUUCUCAAAUUACAAAUUUACAACAAAUAGCAGAAGGUGGAUUUGGCAUGGUUUAUAAAGCAAAAUAUCUAGGUGUAAUGCCUAAAGUUAAAGAUAAUAGUGGUUCAUAUUUCGAAUAUAUAAAUGAAACCGUUGCCAUAAAAAGACUCGAAACUAUUCACAAUAAAGAACUCAUACAUCGAGACGUUCAUAGCGGAAAUAUAUUAUUUGUUGAACAAAAUGAUUACAGAUAUCAAUGGCAAAUUGGAGAUCUAGGAUUAUCACAACCUGCAAAUAAUACUUCAUUAAAUAAUGAAAUAUAUUGGGUAAUCCCUUAUAUUGCACCAGAAAUAUUUAAUGGCGCUCCAUUUUCAAAAAAAUCUGAUAUUUAUAAAUAUAUUUCAAAAGAAUAUGAGUUUGAUAUGGAUACUCGGAGGUUACUUACAAUAAAUGCUCAACCUUUAAAUGCAAUAACAACACCAAAUUCUUCAAAAAAGCGAAAGAAUAAAGAAAUAGAAGCUAAAACCCAAAAUUAUCAAAAGCAAAUUAAAACUUCUAGAGAAUCCAAGCAUUCUUUAAAUUUUGUAUUGAAUUGA